Messenger RNA from Lycium ferocissimum, 2373 nucleotides. RefSeq lists its product as uncharacterized. The record is from RefSeq and is a predicted model, not a curated record. Gene Ontology annotation, biological process: nucleobase-containing compound metabolic process. The coding region runs from base 39 to 1973 and encodes 644 amino acids. Gene Ontology annotation, molecular function: nucleic acid binding; 3'-5' exonuclease activity. NCBI's taxonomy places the organism in Eukaryota, Viridiplantae, Streptophyta, Magnoliopsida, Solanales, Solanaceae. The transcript is spliced from 12 exons.
GCACAAGUUUCACUCUUCAUGGGUUUUGGCAUGAAGGGAUGAUGAAGUGUCUUCUUUGGUCCAUUCCGUGCGCUUACUUGCCUUGCAAAAUGGAUCCUCACGAUGAUGCUUCUAGAAAGCUUAUCAAGCUCUCAAACUCAAGACUUGCAAAUCCACUGCUCCAGCUUCUAUGCCCAAGUCCAGGUUUUUUCUACUUCUGGUUUCUUCAACUCUCUACCAUGGGUGUGAAUGAAAAACUUUUACACCUACACAAUCAAAAUAAAGCUCGACAUUCCUUGGCUGUAUCCAGACAUGCUUUGUGUGAUCUAUCCAAUGUUUCUCCAGUGGUGUUCCUCUACCUCUUAAAGGAAUGCUAUGUCUAUGGAACAUGCAAGGCGACUGCCAAGUUUCGAGUUCUGCAACAGCGAGCGUAUGGGUUUUUGUCCAAUGAUCCUCAACCUGGAGCAGCCAUCUUUGUUGCUCAGUGCCUGUACGUGUUGCCUAUAUUUGAGUCAUACUGUGAAGGAUUUAGUCAUUUGAUAAUAUCUGCUCUUCGUCAUGUCCUGAAAGCGGGAAAUGGUGUGAAAGGUAUAUCCAAAGCUAAACUUAUGGCUGCCAAAUUAUUUCUUGCCAUUGUUGAUGGCACUCUGCAUCAUGAAGAAAGAAUCCUAGUCAAAAUCCUUGAAGUUUUUGAUGUAAGUCUGUCAAACAUAGAAAAAGCUAUGUAUGAUACAAAUGAGAAGGGUCACGCAUGCCAGAUGGCUAAGGUAUUGGUUGAACAAUAUAUUUCUAGGUUAGUAGAAUCCCAGUCUUACAUGACUGCAGUUUCUUUGUUGGAACACUUUUCUAUCCGGGAAUCUGGCGAAUCUUUUCUACUUAAAAUGUUGGAAAGCAAAGAAUACAGAGCGGCAGAAAAGUGGGCAACUUUUAUGGGGAAGCCAGUCUUAUGCACCCUUGUCCAAGAAUAUGUCGAUAGAAAACUGCAAAAGCACACGUUUGAUGUUGUAAGGCAAAACAAUCUUCGGGAGGAAUUCCCAGAAAUAUAUCAUCAAUACAAAGAAAGCAAACUGAAGAAGCUAGCAGAAAAAGGUUGCUGGGACGUUGCUGAGGCAAGGGUAUAUGAUGAUCGACAACUUCUUGAAUACUUGGUAUAUCUGGCUAUGGAAGCUGGUUACAUGGAGAAGGUCGAGGAACUCUGUGAACGGUAUUCCCUUGAAGGUUUCAUAAAUGUCAAAGAGGCAGGUUUUCCAAAAGACCGAUACUUGCAGCUUGAUGAAUUGUCAAUAAAGGAAGUAGUCUGGGUAGAUGAAGCGAAUAGCUUGCUUGAUGCUACUCGCCACAUUGAAGAAUGUAAAGUUGUGGGUGUUGAUUGUGAGUGGAAGCCUAAUUACGAAAAAGGAAGCUCAUCUAAUAAGGUUUCCAUCAUGCAGAUUGCUUCUGACAACAAAGCUUAUAUACUUGAUCUAAUAAAGUUAUAUGAAGAUGCUCCGGAUGUAUUGGAUGACUGCUUAACACGCAUCUUGCAUUCUACAAGAGUACUGAAGCUUGGUUACAACUUCCAGUGUGACAUGAAGCAGCUUGCUCAAUCUUAUGGACAGUUGCAAUGCUUCAAGCACUAUGACAUGCUACUCGAUAUCCAGAAUGUGUUCAAAGAACCAAGAGGUGGUCUCUCUGGUCUUGCAAAGAAAAUACUGGGUACUGGAUUGAACAAAACAAGAAGGAAUAGCAACUGGGAGCAACGGCCUUUAACUCAGUUUCAGCUAGAAUAUGCUGCUCUUGAUGCUGCUGUUCUUAUUCACAUAUUUCGUCAUGUUCGUGGCUACACACAAUCUGCUGGUGACGGGGAUGGGCAUUCUAAAUUUGAGUGGAAGUCUCACAUUGUUUCCCACAUUGAUAAUUCGAAGAUUUCCAAAAAAGAAGCUAAAAGACGAAAGGGCAAAACUGAUAAAGCUCGACAAAGCAUCGAGAAUAAGGAGCCUACUGAACAAACUUAAAUUUAAAGCUAGGAAACAAAGUUAUGUACACUUAAGUUUUACUCACAUGCAAGUAUUUUCCUUCUAAGAGACACAUUUACAGCUUAAAGCCUUAAACUGUUGCAGGUUUUUGGUAUAUAUAGAACACAUAGCAUUGGUAGGAAAUACUUCUUGGGAAAGUUUCAGUUACUAAUUUGGAGUAAUUGAUAGCUUGCGUAGGGAUGGCAAUAUGAUAUGGCGGGUAAGGCAGGGUGAAGCUUAUUUUUUGAAAAAAUCAAAUGGGGCAGGGGCGGUGGCAGGUCAGGACUGCUGGCAAUUUUUUGUUCUUUUUCACCAAUAUACUGAUCAGUAAGUACUAGUUUAUUUAUCUCCAGUGUAGAGGAAAUUGAUUUGUGCCAGCUUAUUUGGCUUUUCUUGACAA